Messenger RNA from Rotaria socialis, 3453 nucleotides. Lineage: Eukaryota; Metazoa; Rotifera; Eurotatoria; Philodinida; Philodinidae. The record is from the annotation of a GenBank genome assembly.
AUGGAUUAUUAUUCAUUUGAACGAAGACAUCGGCGACGCCGAAGACAUCGAUCAACAUCGUUUCACGAGAUCGCUUCCGAUGACAAUGAUGACGAUAUUGAACAAGAAAUCAUUGAUCGAGCUAUGGAAAUUGAGAGAGGUCGAGAAAAAAGUCUACGUCGUCAACUUGAAUACAUCGUUCAUUAUGUUAAAAAAUUAGAAAGACGACGUCAUGAACGCCAACGAAUGCGAUCUGUCGAACACAACGUGAUGCCAACUAGUCCUUCUCAUCGUCGAAAUUCCGAUUCACAUUCGCAUUGGGACUCAUCAUCAGAACGAUUCUAUCAAACAAACGAUUCAAGUUAUGCAGAAACCAGAAUUUGGUCAAGAUCAAAAUUGAAAAAAAUAGCAUCGUAUCAGAUUACUAUGAAUUAUCGAGGAAUUCAAAGUCAAAGACAUGGUGAUGAAAUCAUGGUUUUACAAGAAAAUAUAAUUAUCUUUAAAGGAUUUCUUCGACCACAAGAAACAUUUACAUUUAAAUUUGAACGUCAUUAUCGUCAAUUAAAUGUUAAAUUAGAAUUUUUUAUUAAUGAACUAUGUGAAUGUUGUUUAACGAUUAAUUGUGAACGAAAGCAAAUUAAUGAGCAAAAUGAGUUUUUUCAAUUAGAAGCUAUCCACUCAAAUGAAUCAAACGAAAAAUUUCAAACCAAUGAUGAAGAACAAUUCAGCAGUGAAACAGAAAAAUCAAGUCCUAUCGAUUAUUGUCGACGACGGCGGCAUCAUAGUAAUAGUUCGAAUGUACCAACAACAAAUGAAAGAAAACGAGCACAAUGGCAUAACGGUGAUUAUCAUCGUCAUAAAUCUAAAACACAACCGCACUCUUUAUCACUUUCAAUAUCAAGAGAUGAAAAUAACACAUCGAGAGAAAAUUCAUGCGUUAAAAAAGUAUCUCAAAAUAAUCCUAGUCCAUUUCAAACACUCGUCACAGAACAACGCCAAUCAGCACAUGAAGAAAUCACUAAAAAUAAGCAGUCUAAACCUAGUUCUACUCAAGCUUCUUCAAGACUAGCUAGCGAAUCAAGUCCAAGAACAAUAUCUACCAAUGAAAAAAAGGCAACUAUUCGUCAUAUAAUCAGUUCAGAUAACGAUGAUCAAGACCAAACAUUGCAAGAAAAUGAGAGAAAAAAAGCAAGUUACGGUCCUCCUCAAUUAUCGGCACUUGGUCGUUCUGAUUCUGAGUCUAUCUCAAAUGAAUUAACAAAUACUCUAAAACAAGACGACGAAAAACCUUCCACAGAAAUAAUAAAAAAAUCUGAAUCUUUAUCAGAAGAAAAAGAUACAAAUGAAGAUGAAGAAAAUAAUGAUGCUAGUGGUUUUCUUGGUUUUCUUCAACUCUUACAAUCUAUGUCUGGCGGUGGUAUUCAUGUAUCAUCAUCGAACGAUGAUGGUGAUGAUAUACAAAGUUUACUUGCUCGACUAGGAAUUGUUAGACAGACGAAUUCAAGGAAAAAAUCAAUUCACUUAACACCUCGUCUAAUUGGAAAUACUGAAAAUUUUCUUCUUAUUUAUUUGAAUUCAACAAUACCUGAAGAUUCAUUAGUAAUGGAAUUUCGUUCUCUCGUUAAUUAUUUAAAAAUAUUUGAGGAUGUUGAUGACUGUAUUGCAUUUAUAAAUAACAUUUCAAAUGAAAAAAUUAUUUUUAUUGUUAGUGAUGCAUUAGGAGAUCCUGCUGUAUCACGUAUACAAGAUCUUCAACAAUUAUUUGCUGUUUAUGUUUUAUGUCAAACAAAAGAACAAGCCGAUAGUUGGUCAACAAAUCAACCAAAAAUUCGUGGAAUUUCUAUUGAUAUCAAUCAAAUACUUGAACAAGUAAAAUUGGAUAUUCAAAAUGAUGAAGAAUCUAUUUUACCAUUUACAUAUAUAUUGACAGCCGUAAACGCAAAAAAUGAAUCAUCAUUUGUAAAAAAUCAAAUAUUGAAAGACAUUUUACUCGAUUCCGAUGAAAUGAAUGAAGCAAAAAAAGAAUUAAUUGAGUUUGGUCGAGUUGAAUAUGCUGAUAAUAUAGAGCAAUUAAAAUGUAUUGAACAGUUUGAAAAUGAAUAUCGAAAAGAAAAUACCCUCGAAUUUUUUCGAAAGGAAUAUUUUCUUUAUAAAAUGUUAAAUAAGGGUUUUCGAAUACCUGAAGUUGAUAUUUUAUUUAAACUUCGUUUAUUUAUUCAAAAUCUUCAUAACUUUAUUAUUUCAUCGCCAACUAAUUCAACAAUUAAAACACUUUAUCGAUCACAAUUCCUAACAAAUAAUGAACUUGAUGCAAUAAAAAAAUGUGUUGAUGGUGGUUUUAUUGCAUUUUCAAACUUUUUUAUUGCAUCGAUUAGUUAUCCUGAACAAAAGUUACGAUCAUCAUCAUUAUUAACAGACGAUCAACAGGAUUCUUGUGGAGAAGACGUCAUUUUUCGAAUUGAUGUAUCAAAUAGUAAUCAUUUUAUGUCCUAUGAUAAUCAAAUUUUAGUUACAUUUGGACUUAUUACACGAGUUGAAAACAUAGAAAAAGAUAAAAAUGGAAAAGCUGUUAUAAAUUUAAAAACAGUCAAUGUUGAUGAUCAUCAAUUAGAAAGUAUUAUUGAGCCAAUGAGAAAAGAAACUCGAGCUCCUCAUCCAUCACUUCGUGUUGUCAAAUUAUUUAUGGAACUUGAACAAUAUGCAGAAGCUAUUCAACUUGGACAAGUUUUACUAGUUGAAACACCCAAUGCGCGUAAAGAUCCUCUUUUAGCUUUAGCCCGUAUUUAUCAUUCAUUAGGUACAACCUUAUAUGAAAAAGAAGAAUAUGAUCAAGCAUUAUAUGUGAUUAAAAAAUCUCAUGACCUUUAUUUACGAUUUCUACCAGAUGAUGCUCCACAAUUAUCUCCGACAUGGAAUAAUAUGGGUUCGAUUUAUUUGCGACAAGGUAAAACAGAUUUAGCAUUAGAAUAUCAUGAAAAGGCUUUGUCUAUUCAAUUAAAAUCACCAAGUCCAGAUCUUCCUUCAAUAAUAUCUUAUUCGAAUAAUAUAGGUGGAGUUUAUUUAAAAUUAGAACGGUAUGAUGAAGCACUUGUACAUUUUAAACGUGCUUUACAAAUUGAAGAACAAACAUUACCAAAAAAUCAUCCAGAAUUAGCUGGAACAUAUCAUCGUAUUGGCGGAGUUUAUUUUCGUCAAAAUAAUUAUGAGAAAGCGCUCGAAUUUUAUGAUAAAACAUUAGAAAUUGAACUUGCUUCUCUGCCUGAUAAUCAUCCAACUGUAGCUGUUACAUAUCAUAAUCGUGGUACAGCAUUUGAAGGUUUAGGAAAACUAGAAGAAGCAAUCGAAAGUGCAGAAAAAGCCGUUGAACGCUUACUGAAAACACUACCUAAAGAACAUCCACAAGUGCGCAUGAAUCAAGCUUAUGUUGACAGACUGAAACAGAAGCUCUGGGUUAAGCAACUAUUUACAUCUUAA